AUGGCCAGCGGCAGGCAAGGCCCCUCGUCGACAGCUACACCGGCGUCGGCGGCGUUGGCGCGCGGCAGGGCCGCCGAGGAGCUUGGCAAGGGCGGCGUCGUCACCGCAGCAGCAGCGGCCCGCGCCAAGGCACUCCACCCGAGCCGCUCGCUUCCGGAUGUGUGCCCCAACGACUCUUCGGUGCCACGUGUGCAAGAUGGGUUGCGGGAGGCCCGGGACGGGCCGAGCGUGGUGACGGACCAGCACAAGUGGACGGUGUACCACUCGAAGGUGAACCUACCGGCGGCGCUCAACGACCCGCGGAGGGCCAAGCGCGAGUCCGACUUCUUCACCAAGACGUGGGGCCUCGAGUUCACCGAGGUGCCUGUCCAGCCGUCGCCCCACCUGCCGGAGGUGACGCGCGAGGACUUUGAGAAGUACCUGAGCAGCACCAGCAAGUGUUACGCAGUCCACCAGAAGUGCCAGGCUACAUGUCCGCAGAAGGACGAAGUGGAUCGGGUCCUUGAUGCUGUCAGUUGCACGCACGGCAAACAGCAAAGUGAUCUGGAACAAGUGCCUAAAAUGUUUCUGAAGCCAGACUUUGCCCUGGAGGAUCCGGCCACGUUCAACACGGUGCUGCCCUGGUCACAGUUUGGCGGCGCGCAGAAGCGCGUGGGCGCCAGGAACGCCCCAGCGGUGCCCGACGGAUUCUCUUCGCGCCUCCUGCAGGAGAAGCUGAGCCACUACCUGGACGUGGUGGAGGUGAACCUGGCGCGGCAGAUCUCGCUUCGCUCCGACGCCUUCUUCCAGGCAAUGGAGUCCCAGCGCGACGUGCAGGAGCACCUGCGGCGAGCGGCGCUCACAGUGCGCUCGCUGCGCUCCCUUGUGGGCCGCGUGGACACGGUGCUGGCGAGCGGCUCGCUGCGGGUGCUGCGCCUCGCGACGGCGCGACGCAACGCCGCGUUGCUGCACGGCAAGCUGAAGCUGAUGGCGGCCGUGCAGCAGACGCAGCCCACCGUGCAGCUGCUGCUGUCAACGGCCGAGUACAGCGGCGCCCUCGACCUCAUCGCCACCACGCAGGAGGUGCUGCAGCAGGAGCUGCAGGGGGUGCACAGCUUCCGGCACCUCGGCUCCCAGCUGUGCGAGCUGGAAAAGCUCAUCGACAAGAUGAUGGUGGAGGAGAUCUGCAGGUAUGCCGAGGUGGACCUCAACAGGACCCUACAGGAAGGGGAGGCCGUGCUGGAGGAGGAGCGGCUGGUGUCCCUCGUGUUUGGGUUGCUGCGUCAGCGGAGGUUGGACUUCCUGGACAUGUACAAUGACCGCAUCGUCAUGGCCGUGAGGAACAUCGUCAAGCAGACUGUGAUGGAAGCAAUUUCUCAAGUUGAUGAAAUUGACACUGAAAUCGUGACAAAGCUGGCAGAUCAAAUACGGUUGAUGAUCUUUCCUCUCUGGCUCGAACUCCUCCAGAAGGUCUUCUCGAACCUUCUCGUAUUUCUACGUCGGGUGAAGGCAACGCUGGGCGUGAUGCGGGACGUGGUGCACAUGGCGCUGGAGCGCGCUUACGAGAGGGCCCGCGAGCUGGAGGAGAGGACGCGGCCUCCUCCCCGCGGUCCAUCGCAGCGCAGCCACAACGCCGCCGAACGCUCGGACCUCCCCGUGCUGGAAUGCAGGCCGGGCGGCGAGCUCCCCAAUGUUGGCCAGCAGGAGGACGCUGCUGGCGGAGGUGACACGCCGUCGAGUGGCUCUGCGUCCGACACCGAGCAGACGACGGACUCCUCGGCCAGCUGUGACAAGGCCUUGGCUUCCUCGAAGGCUCACGAGGGCCUUCAGCUGCAGCUUUUGGGGGAGGAGCUGCGACUCAGCGUGCUGGAGUUGGAGCGAGUGUCCAGCAGCGUCCAGGAGCUGCUGCACAGCACCUCGGACUGCUGCCACGACCGCUGCGUCAAGUUCAUCAUGGCCAGGGCACGCCAGGACGGAUCGCUCGAGAGGCUGAGCCCCGCGGAGUUCGUGGCCCUCUCGCAGGCCGUGGAGGGGUUCGUGGCCGUAUCGGAGGAGAUCUCGGGCCGCAAGAGCACCUCACUGCGGGGGGCGUUGCAGAGCCAGGCGAGCCGCUUCGUGCAGCGCUUCCACGAGGAGCGGAGAACAAAAUUGAGCUUGCUGCUCGAUAACGAGCGAUGGAAGCAGGCGGAAGUCCCCGCGGAGUUUCAGCAGCUCGUCGACUCGAUGGCCGGAGGAGUGAUCGCGUUGUCGGAGAGAAAGCCCGCAGCAUCACAAAACAAGAAGCUGGCUGACUACCUCUUUGUGGACGGGCAGAAGUACACGGUGGUUAGCACCGUGCUGCUGUUGAUCCGCAUGGUGCUGGAGUACUGCCAGUGUGUGGAGGAUAUCCCGUCCGUCACCACGGACAUGCUGCCCAGGCUCACAGACCUCCUGAAGCACUUCAACUCUCGCAGCUGUCAGCUCGUGCUGGGCGCUGGGGCCUUGCAGGUGGUCGGCUUGAAGACCAUCACCACCAAAAACCUCGCGCUGGCAUCGCGCUGCCUGCAGCUCAUCCUGCAGUACAUCCCGCUCAUCCGCGCACACUUCGAGGCCCGCCUCCAGCCCAAGCAGUACAACAUGCUGCGACACUUUGACCACAUGACCAAGGAUUACAGCGACCACAUAGGGGAGAUUUCCGCCAAAUUGGUCGCGAUAAUGGACAGCAUGUGCGAGAAGCUGCUAUUCAGAUACGAGGUAAAGGCGCCCGUGCCGUCGGCGUGCUUCCGCAACGUGAGCAAGCAGAUGGCCAAGAUGCACGAGGCCGUGUGUGAGCUGCUGCCAAACGAGCAGGUGCAGUUGCUCUUCCUGCGGAUCAACGCCUGCUUCAAACAGCACCUCAAGGGGCAGCUGUCCCGUCUCGGCGUCGUGAGCGACGGGGGACCGCAGCACGGGCUGGUGACAUCCGACCUGGCGUUCUACGUGGGGAAUCUGCGUGGGCUGAAUGGCUUGGAGCAGCUGGACCUCAAUCUGACUGAGAUCUGGGAGCAGAAGAGGUGAUAUCUACCACCGCUCCCCCCCCCCUCCCCCAAGAGGAGAAUGCUUCCUGUCCCCCACCGCAGCCUCCCGCUCCCGCCACCCUGCUCCUCCCGCCCCAACCACGUGCGGAGCCGGCGUUUUGCCAAAAUAUCCACCGUCGGUGGCCGCGCGUUACCGUGACCGCUCAACCAUCGGCGACAACUCGGCAAUGGGCAACCGAGAACUCCCCCCCACCCCACCCCCAAUGGCUGAUGUGGAAGUGGGGUGCCGCGGAGCGAACAAUGGUGACCGCAGGAAGACUUCAACUCGACGACGAUUGUGACUCCUGUUGUGGCUGAAGGUGAAUUGCGAAGGCGUUGAGGAAAGCCGUGGCCUGGGGGGGGGGGGCGUACUUUGCCUCGUUGACACAAACUGUGUAAGAGCUGCGCUCAAUGCUGUAGGGGGGAUACUGUUGUCUUAUUUCUCUUGAUUUGUUGUUUUGAUAAAUAUGUAUGUAAAAAUGUGCAAUUUGAACCCCCCCCCCCCUCCCCAUGAGAGACUGGGAAUAAAAAAAUUAGGGAGUAAACGGAACGGGGGUACAAAGUUUGGUGCGAUUAACGGUCGGCCGACCUGUGCCGCGCUCCACAGGGUGAGGGUGCCAUCUCUCUGCAGGGCACGACGCGAUCGCGCUGUUGCUUCCAAGCGGCGAGUCUUGUUUUAGAUACUCGUGGCUUGCAAUCGCCAGAUUUGCAAACCUGCCCCGAUGAUUUGGGUCCCCCCAAUACGGUAGCCACGUACCAACUCGCCACCACGGCAUUUCGAUGAAUUACAGUUUGCACGAUCUCAUUUUGUACACGUAACAUAUACCAGCCCCUACGGUUCGUUGUGGGUUUCUUGACCGUGCUUCACCGUGCCGGUCAGUACGAGUUUGGCCUUAGGCGGGGGAGCAGACACGCGGGCGUAGAAGUGCUAUGAAGUACAAUGAACGUCGCUGCACUGCCCUCUGCUCACCAUCGCAUAGCCCUCGAGCUGCCUACGUUAACCUGGCACGCACGGUGGUCACCCAUACAAGCGGUAUCCAGGCUCAAGUCUGCUUAACAUCUUUAGUUGUGGCAAGAUCGAGCGCGUUCCGGGUGAUUUGGUCAUUGGCCCGUCUUGUUCUUAUUCGUUCGGUCACAUUCUGCUCGCGAAAAUUUACAAAGUAGCACGUCAUUUGCACCGGCUUUAAACGAUCGAUUCCGAAGGCGCAGAAUCCGAUGGGUUCGUCGCGAGGGAGCGUAAGAAUAGCCUUUCAAAUCGACGUACUGAUAACUAGUUUCACGCCUACCACGUUGGCUCGGCGUGGAUGAGGUGCGUCUUCAACAAAAUGCUCACUUGGAUCUCCAUUUCAGGGGGGGGGGGGGGCCCAGGAAUUAUCGCUAGCUUUGAGAGUAACGCGGGAAGGGGGGGCGAGCGUUUUGUACGGAGGGGGGGGGGGCAUGACAGCUCGCAACUCUCGGCUGCCGUUGUUUACAUAGCAUGGUGGUGCACGCGGCGCAGUGUGGUCGUGGCAUUGGGGGAGGUGGGGGGGGGGCUAUUUUCCCGGUGUUUCACUGAAAGGGUAUUUGGCUGUUAUGAUUUCCGACGUGUUAAUCCACUGCUCGUAUUUGUGGCCGGGCCGCUUCCUGAAAAAAAGAGCCGUUUCACUCUGAGGGCCUUUCUUGGUAGAAUAACACAAGUUGUUUAAUAGUUUAGUUUAGUUUUAACUUGGCCCUGGCAUGGCCGUGUGUAAUACUGCGGGGUUUUGCAGUCGUGGGAAACGCGACAUCCCGCACGUCACACCCCCCCCACCCUCCUGCUGGUUUCUCAGGCUACCGUUUGUCUUUAAGAAUGUGUGCCGAGGGGAUGACUGCGAUUAGACCAGGGUCUAUUAUGUGUACAUAAAUAUGUAGGUAUACAAUAUAUCUGAGGUAAAUACGUGAAUAAAUAAACCGAGUCGAGGCACUGUCUAGUACUACCUGCAUUAACGCGUGUCUUGGUUCCUGCUCCUCUGCAGGUUGUAAAUUAUAAUGGUAAAUUAACUGCAGUGACAAUGCAAAUUUACUUACAAAUUACAUGUAAAUUACGCAAGAGGCUGUGGUAUAAACGAUGUAGGCAUUACAAGGCAUGACUUUGACAAACUUUUUUUUAAUCAUACUUUCCAUGGCGACACACCUAUGUAUAGUUUUGCAUAACGAGUUACGUACUUCUGUCCAAGUUUAGCGUCGGUAAAUAUGUUGUCCAAGAGCUGGACACAGACGGCGGCAGGCCUGUACGGGGUUGCAUUUCAAAUUUGUUUAAUUUGAUAGGCCUUGGGAUUUUCGUGUUCUCACCUGGAAGAUGUAAAGGUAUCAUUGUUUUUUCUCUAACGUAAAUGGCUGUGUGGUGUAUGCACUUUAGUGGAGGGGUGGUGUCACUUCGGACAGUCACCUUGAC
Molecule: messenger RNA, 5427 nt
Organism: Lethenteron reissneri (Far Eastern brook lamprey)
Lineage: Eukaryota; Metazoa; Chordata; Hyperoartia; Petromyzontiformes; Petromyzontidae
Gene: VPS54
Product: VPS54 subunit of GARP complex
Biological process (GO): Golgi to vacuole transport; retrograde transport, endosome to Golgi
Cellular component (GO): GARP complex
Molecular function (GO): syntaxin binding
Source: RefSeq, a predicted model, not a curated record